UGGUUCAGUGCGCGUGCGGUGUGCGGAGAAGAGUGCAGAGGGAGAAAGCGUGUGAAAAAUCGUGUUUUCGUGGUUUUGUUUACACGUGUUCUAUGGGGAUAUAGUAUUUCACGGUUUUUUGUUUUUACAAGAUCUUUUAUGUAAUAAUGUGAUGGAUGUUGGACUAGUUUCAUCACGAAGAAUAAAGUGAACAGCGAUAAAUACAUCUGUUUCAAAACGGCACACGUUUCGCUUGGUAUUAGUUAUACGUUGAAUUAAAGCGAAAUGUCUUUUCAAAGGAAAAGAAACUGACCUUGAAAGUACCGUAUAAUGGAACAGUGUCCCGAGAAGAUGCCCGAAAAUGGCCCAAAUCUUACGGUGACCUUGAGCUUCGAAAAACUUUUUUGAGGAGAAGAAAAAUGGUGGCAGUAACUACGAACGAGCGGGACUUCCCUCCAUCGUCGAAUGUGGACUGACAGGAUCUCUCUUGUGUGUGGAAAUUCAGUCUGAAAAAGUGACAUGCGAGAUGGACAUUCUGGCGGGCGAUGUGGAAAUUGUUCUUCCUCCUGACGAAGAAGAUCCACAUGUGCGAAUAGUAGGAAACCCAGAGUCCGUACGAGUGGCAGGUGCCAUGGUGCGGCAAGAACUCGAGCCUCAUAAUAAGGUUACGAUGAAGAUGGAUGUGUCCUGGACUCACCACUCUCAUAUCAUAGGAAAAGGAGGCAACACGAUACAGCCAGUUGUAAAGAGAACAGGUGUGAGCAUUCAUUUUCCUGACGGUAAUAAAAACAGUGAAGUGCGCAAGAGUAAUCAGGUGUCGAUCAACAGUCGGGGUGAAGAGCUAGCCGGCUUGGAAGACGCACGCGGCGCUAUUCGAGAGCUGACUCCUCUCGUCUUCUCCUUCUCCCUUUCCGCAAAUGCUCAGUUUGUUAAUAUAUCCGACCCUAACAUGCUGAUCUUCCAUGUGCAGAAUACGUAUAAUGUUCAGGUUGAUUUGAAACUUAGCGGAGACGUAUCUCCACAUAUUAUUGGUUCUGUGAGGGGGAGUGAGUGGGAUGCUCCUCGUGUAAAGGAAGCUACAUUAUUAAUUUUGCAGGCCUAUUGUGACAAUCUUGCAAAUCAAAUGCCAGUUCAAAUGACAGUGGAGAUUUCUCCACAACACCAUUCUUUUGUUCUCGGACGCAAUAAUGAAAACUUGAAGCGUAUAAUGCAACGUACAGCGACGAAGAUAACCUUCCCAGAUAGUAAUGACCUUUCCCUGCCACCUCUGAAGAAGUCGACAAUAACCAUCUCUGGUGCAAUUGAUAAUGUAUAUCUAGCAAGACAAAAUAUAGUGGGUUCUCUUCCACUGGUUCUUAUGUUUGAUCUGAUGCCAGAUCACUUUGUGGACUCGAGUGAAGUCGCACAGAUUAUGCAAACCCUGGACGUUCAUAUUAUCAUCAAGAACAAGAGAUCAGAUGGUAGACGCCCUGUUAUUAUCAAGGGAGCGGAGAAAAAUGCAGGUAACAUUUAUGAAGCAUGGCGUCUGUUGUCACAGUUGGAGAAGGCACCACCAAAAGCAAGAAUACCCCCAAAUUACCAUAUAUCGGAAGCAGCACCACUGUAUGGGCUUAGCACAGAUCUGAACCUGAGCUGCUGGCUGGGUGGUGGCAGUGGAGGGUCAUCCCCCCUGCCCUCCCCCACCGCCACGCCCGGCCCCCAGGGAGUACCCAACCCUAUCUGGAACCAGGCGCCGGCCACUAACAGCUCUUUGCCUCCUCACUUGGCUAGAUCUCAGUACAAUGCCUUCAUGGUAGAUCCAAGCAAUUACUAUGCCGCCAACUUACUGCUUCGCACUGGCGGAAUUAAUGGGUGUAACAACAACUGCAUCUUGCCAAACUCGUCUCAAGGUGUUGGUGCCAAAACAGCAUUGAAUAUCAAUGCGGUUAGCAAUGGAAUCAGUGGGUUAAAAAUAGCUUGCAACGAUGCUUCCUGUGGAACAAGCAGCAACAGUGGGAGUUCUUUGUCAUCACCAACUCCCUCCCCGCGCAACCCAUCACCGGAGCAGAUGGUUUCCUGCCACAUGGGCACCCCAUCACAGCAGACCAAUUGUAACGAAGCAGAGCAGUCUUCUUCCAGUGAUAUAAAUGCUAUUUCUGCAUUACUGACUGACUUUGAUCGCCGUGCUCCAGGAUGUGAGAAAAAGCAAAUUGAAAUGGCAGCACAGAAAUUGACCUUGUCAGAUUACAGCUCAAAGAAAGUGCAGGCUGCUAAAGCAAUGAAGGAACAAGUCAGCUCAAACCCCCGUACUCCAACCUCCAAUUGGUCAGGUUAUGGCUUUAGUAAGUCUCUCCCAGGCUACAUUAUACGGCAGAAGAUGCAAGAAAGCCGCCAGAUGAAAGCAGCUCAUAAGGGAACCUCUAAUGAUGAUUGGGAAACUUGGCAUCAGCAGCAAGACGUUUCGACAACUGAAAUGCCGCCACCUCAAAAUCUUCAAAAUAUUCAGUAUCCAAGUAGAAUGACAAAGGUGGAUUUAGGCAGCAGUAUUGACCACAUGUCAGCACACCGAUCUCCGGUCACUCUCUCCGCUAGUAACUACAUGGACUGUGUUCUGCCAAGGCCACGCGAGGCUCGGUCUCCUACAGCUAUACAAAAUAUCACUUCUGUGCUUUGUGAUGUCCAGUUGGAGCAGUAUAUUGAUGUAUUUGCGGCUCAAGAUGUUGAUCUCCCAAUGUUCUUGACUCUCGAUGACGCUGACCUCAAGGAGCUAGGAAUAAAGAUAUUUGGACAUCGCAAGAAAAUUCUUAUGGCAAUUAAAGAUUUAUCUUCAAGAAAACCCUUUUCUCAUGGAAACAUAAGAACUGGAAUUGACUGCAGUUCUAGGAGGGACAACGUGACUACAACCUGGGAAUAAAGAUUUUCUAAAUUAUGAAAUGAAAUGGAAAAGGCAACGGAAGGAUUGACAUAUGGAAAGAGAGAUUUUGCUUUGCAUUUUCUGUAAGAUUUAUUAUGUGUAUUUAAAUUUGUAUACUUAGACAUGCAUUUAUAUACAUAUAUUUAUAUGCGUACAUGUUCAUCCAUUCAUCCAUACAUACACACAUUUAUAUACACACACACCACACCACAUAUACCACACAUUCAUAUAUAUAUAUACACACACACACCUGCACACAUUUGUUCACACACACACCUGCACACAUUU
Penaeus indicus is the source of this 3160-nucleotide messenger RNA. Its product is annotated as protein bicaudal C homolog 1-like. Bases 506 to 2872 code for a protein of 788 amino acids. Gene Ontology annotation, cellular component: cytoplasm. The transcript is spliced from 17 exons. Lineage: Eukaryota; Metazoa; Arthropoda; Malacostraca; Decapoda; Penaeidae. Gene Ontology annotation, molecular function: protein binding; RNA binding. The record is from RefSeq and is a predicted model, not a curated record.